Molecule: messenger RNA, 2069 nt
Organism: Saccostrea cuccullata (small rock oyster)
Lineage: Eukaryota; Metazoa; Mollusca; Bivalvia; Ostreida; Ostreidae
Product: glutamate-rich WD repeat-containing protein 1-like
Exons: 6
Coding region: 30-1394 (454 amino acids)
Biological process (GO): ribosome biogenesis
Cellular component (GO): nucleolus
Molecular function (GO): protein binding
Source: RefSeq, a predicted model, not a curated record
GCCAAUAAACCGGAAGCACGUUUUCAGAAAUGGCUGACAAUAACAAGGUGGACCAUGUGGAUGAUGAAAUGUUUGAUGAAGACGACGAAAUGGAAGAUAUCGAAGAGGAAGGGGAGGAUGAAGAAGGUGAAGAAAUGGGUGAAGAAUCAGGGGAACCUAAAGUUUAUCUUCCUGGAGACCCGAUAGCCGAAGGGGAGGAGUUGGUGUUCGAUGAAUCUGCCUAUGUUAUGUAUCAUCAAGCUCAAACUGGGGCACCCUGCUUGAGUUUUGACAUUCUACCAGACACACUUGGUGACAAGAGAGAGGAAUUUCCACUUACCUGUUAUGGAGUUUGUGGAACACAAAGUGCAAAGGGACAGCAAAAUCAUGUCAUUGUUUUAAAAAUGAGUAACUUAAAUCGUACCUCAAAACCCAAAUCUGAUGAAAAUGAGGAGGAGAGCGAUUCUGAGAGUGAUGAGGAUGAGGACAGCAAACCCGAGUUAGACACAGCUCUAGUUAAACACACAGGAUGUAUCAACAGAAUCCGGGCUACAAGCUUAGGAGAUAAGAAAAUAGCAGCAACAUGGUCUGAGAAAGGGAAGGUACACAUCUGGGAUCUGACACGCCCCCUGAAUGCCGUGAACGACUCCAACAUCAUGUCCACUUAUGUUAGGAAUGAGGAGUCACCUCCACCAAUAUUCACAUUUAAAGGACAUCAAGUGGAGGGAUUUGCUCUAGACUGGUCACCAACAACACCAGGUCGUCUGGCAACUGGAGACUGCAACAAAAAUAUUCAUCUCUGGACGUUGAAGGAUGGAGGAACCUGGCAUGUUGACCAGCGUCCAUACAAUGCCCACACUUCCUCUGUAGAGGACAUACAGUGGUCACCAAAUGAAGCCAAUGUGUUUGCCUCCUGUUCUGUGGAUAGAACUAUCAGGAUUUGGGACAUGCGGGCUGCCCCAUCUAAGGCUUGUAUGAUCACGGCCACAGAGGCCCACGACAGGGAUAUCAAUGUCAUUCACUGGAACAGGAAGGACCCCUUCAUAGCCUCGGGGGGAGACGAUGGGGUCAUCAAGAUCUGGGAUCUCAGGCAGUUCCAGAAAGGAAAACCGGCAGCCACCUUUAAGCACCACACGGCUCCCAUUACCUCUAUUGAGUGGAAUCCUAAUGACAAUUCUGUGUUUGCGGCCUCCGGCUCAGAUGAUCAGAUCUCCAUCUGGGACUUAGCUGUGGAAAAAGACAAUAGUGAACCCAGCUCUAAUAGUGGGGAGGAUCCAAAUGUUCCUCCUCAGUUACUAUUUAUACACCAGGGACAGACUGACAUUAAGGAGCUUCACUGGCACCCCCAGUUACCGGGGGUUGUUAUCAGCACCGCUCACAGUGGAUUCAAUGUGUUUAGAACUAUCAGUGUCUGAAAACUCAAUACUAGCUCUGCUUCACUCUGAAAGCUUCAUCUUUGUUGUCCAUUGUUAAGUUUUGUCAAUUCUUUUUUAAAAGCAAGUUCCCUUUUAUCAUAAUUUUGAAAAUGUGCCAUUGUUCUACUCUUAGUCAAAUAAUUUUUCUUGUAGAUGGCUAAAUUCUGAACAGAAAAGAACAAAGAAUAUUAAACCAGUAUGUUUCAUGAACAUGGUAUAAUUUGUGUGCAACGUUUUAAUGAUGCCUAGAUGAAAGCAUUUACAUAUGCAUGUAGAAUUAUAUGUAUAUAAUAGGGAUACCGAAGAAGACAAACUUUUAGCAACACCUUAUUUUUGCAAAUUAAAUGUACAUACCUGGUACAUGUACUUGGUAUUUAUUAGCCAAAUAAAGUUUUUGAAAUUGUUGUAUGUAAUCUAUAAUUACACAAAUAAUUAUACAAAAUUAAUAUACACAAGAAUGAAAUUUUUGCAAGCAGCAGAUUUUGCAAAAAUUCAAGUUCCCAUGAAGUAUUAAUAGAUUUACGGUAUCAAUCAAAGUAUUACUUGGGCCAUGUUUUUAUUACUUUGUAAAAAUAAUAAAAAUUUUACGAUGUGAUUUACAUUCAGAUAUACUUUGGUAAUGAAUGACUUCAUUUAAUGUAAGGCUAAACAGCAAUAAAUCUCUCAUGUUCAAUU